Sebastes umbrosus (honeycomb rockfish) is the source of this 4202-nucleotide messenger RNA. It is a transcript of the gene mxd1, whose product is annotated as MAX dimerization protein 1. Gene Ontology annotation, biological process: regulation of transcription by RNA polymerase II. The coding region runs from base 850 to 1515 and encodes 221 amino acids. Gene Ontology annotation, molecular function: protein dimerization activity; RNA polymerase II cis-regulatory region sequence-specific DNA binding; DNA-binding transcription factor activity, RNA polymerase II-specific. The record is from RefSeq and is a predicted model, not a curated record. NCBI's taxonomy places the organism in Eukaryota, Metazoa, Chordata, Actinopteri, Perciformes, Sebastidae. The transcript has 6 exons.
AGCACACAGGAGCUUUGUGGUGAAGUACAGUAGUUCGCUGUCGUCCAGAUCAACAAGCCACUAUUUUGGAAGCAGUUUGAUAAACACUCACUGUUCCUCACUUGAUGUCAGUCAGUCGCUCUCUGCGCUUCCAGCGAGACGUUCAGCGAUAAACCAGCACUAAACUAGACCAGCCACACAGUCCUGAACCGAGACGGUUGGAUGACAUCGUCGGUUUAACUUUAAGACAACUAACUCGUUCUUCUAUCCAUUUUAACAGCAGCAGGUCUGACAGCUCCACAGACAGCGGUCUGCUCCUCUGAUUGGCUGAUCAACAUACAACCGAGCUAGCAACAACUCAGCCUUAAUCUGACAACUUGUCACCAGCGCCAGCGUUAGACAACUUAUAUAGAACAAUACUUGACUUAUUUUUUUAUGUCAAGCAAGUCUUCGUGUUGUUUUGUCAACAAGCAGUUGUUUUUCUCGACGAGCUUCAUAGAAAACAACGAUAUUUAAGCAUUGAAGCUAACACUUUGCUAAAUAAAGACGUUAGCUGUUGAAGAAGUGAGCAGCCAGCUAACAGCAAACCCUCACCGUCUCCUGAACAAUCAUUAAAGAAGAGGCUAGUUUGUGUGUUAACUCCUUGGUGCUGUAUUCAGGACAUUUCACUUUUAAACAGCCCGUCUGAUAGACUGCAGGAGGAACUGUUUAACCUCUCGCCUCUUAAAACAACAACAGAGCAGCAGCAGCAGCCAGCUGAGAGUCAGCAGGAGAGCAGUGGUAGCUGAGCUGAGCUGAGGAUCUGAGGCAGGUUGUGUACAGACACGGAUCCCUCAUCGGAUUGUUAUAUUAUCAGUGUUAUUGUUGAAAAUGGCGGCGAUCGGAAUGGUGCAGAUGUUGAUCGAAGCAGCCGAGUACCUUGAGCGCAGGGAACGAGAAGCUGAACACGGCUAUGCCUCCAUGCCACCUUUCAUCAGCAGCCAAGAGAGGGAGAGCUUGAAAAGGAAGAGCAAAAGCAAGAAAAACACAAGUAGCAGGUCUACGCACAAUGAAAUGGAAAAGAACAGACGGGCACAUCUACGGCUGUGUUUAGAGCGCUUGAAAUCCCUCGUUCCCUUAGGACCAGAUGCUAACAGGCACACCACCCUCAGCCUGCUGAUGAAGGCCAGAGAUCAUAUCAAGAGGUUGGAGGAGAGCGAUAGGAGAGCUCAGCACACCGUCGAGCAGCUACAGCGGGAGCGAAGACACCUGAGGAGGCGUCUGGAGCAGCUGGGAGUGGAGAGGACCCGCAUGGACAGUACCGGCUCCACUAUGUCCGACAAGUCCGACUCUGACCAAGAGGACCUGGAUGUGGACGUGGAGGGGACAGACUACCUGCUGGGUGACCUGGAGUGGAGCACCAGCAGCGUGAGCGACUCAGGGGACGAGCGAGGCAGCCUGCGCAGCAGCUGCAGCGACGAGGGCUACUCCAGCGCCAGCCUGCUGCUCCUGCAGGACACUCAGGAGAGGGCCAAGCAGCUGGGCUGCAGCCUAUAGAUGCCACUGGUCACUGACCCAACUCCCAACUCCUCCCCCUCAGCCAAUCCCGUCCCCAAGAUUGCCUCACCACUCCCCAAUCCCGCUCAGACCUCACCCUCUUCCCUCUUCCCUCCCCCCUCCCUCCCUCCCUACCAGGACUUGACCAAGUCUGAGGCCUCUCCUCCAGCCAGGCCUGUCCCCAAGACGACUUCCAUCCAGACUGCAACACCUCCGAGACAAACCCGCCACAACAUCCAGCCCAUCAUCAGCGGUCAGUCUUUACGGUGUCACCCCGCUCUGCUCUGCACCAAUCAAACGAGUGGGAUUUUAAAGACACUCCACCCCUCCGUCUCUCCGUCCAUCCAUCAGAAACACAACUUUCAGCCAGAGAAUGUUACCACACAAUAUCCCACUGCCUCUUUUUCUAUGCCUCAAGAGCCAUGGGAAGCACUUCUGAGAUUUCACCCCAUACGUCACACAUAUUUAGACACACACAAACACACACACACACACACACACACACACACACACACACACACACACACACACACACACCCACACCCCUCCAUCACUCCUAGUUGUCCAGUGAGACAUCCCAAAGGUGUGACAUGAUGUGGGGCUUUUUUUCCGCCCUGCUCUCCAGUCGACCACCUGUGCAUGGUAUUUUGCACUUAACAGUUGCUUUUGUAAACAAAACUGUUACAUCUUUUUUCAAAUGCUGUCUCUGAAAAACGUAAAGCCCCCACCCGCCCCACCCCCCUCCCCCAUUACAGCUGUUACAGUAAUGUUACAAAAUGAUACGAGUGUUUGAAAAACAUGCCAGUGGUCUGAGUCUGGGGAUACUAAAGUAGACUGCGUGUGGUGAUAAAAUGUCGUGGCCCGACAGCAAUACGUCCCCUAAUCCCCCAGGCAUCGGCAGGCUCCUAACUACCCUGUCAUUUUCUGUCCACACCUGCCGUUUAGAGGAAAACAAAAACAAACACAAAAAAAAUCGUGCAGCAUGAGAUUGUGAAGGGGCCCGGGGGAUAUACGGGAGGGUUUUUGGGGGGGUGGGUUUGAUGUUUUCUGCCUCUCUCUGAUGACUGUGGCGUUUUUAACAGCAUACUUUUAUCAUAAAUGUGUGUAUGUCACGUCCGAGCCCGGCGACGACGGGGGUCAACUAGCCGGCUCGGAAAACGUUUUAACACCAGCCACCAGGGCCGAAUGCUGGUAUAUCUUGGCAGGUGCUGGUACAUUUUUGUACACUACUUCUUCUUCACUGCCCCGUUCACCAGGUAUUAAUAGGAAGGGAAGAGCCUAUCUACUGAGAGCAGUCGAGAGACUGGAGCACAUUCCAUUAUGUAGAGAGGACAGGCAGGUAAGAUUGAGAGCAUUAUUUUUUUUUGCGAGUGGAUGUUCCUGCCAAUUAUUUAUGAAGAGGGAGUUCAGUUUGAGACGAGCCGAGUCGCCCUGACGCAGAGCGACCGGCUUUGACUUUUCAGUGGGAACACGCCGAGAAAAUGUGUUCACAUCUGAAAAGCACUAAAACGUUAAAAAGCCACAGAUUUUCCCUCCUUUGCCUUGCCUUCAUAUAGCUAUUUAUUGUUUGUGCAGAAAUGUUAAUGUAAAUAGUUUACAGAAAGAUCUCUAUGUCUAUCAACAAAUGUAUUUAUUAGAUAUACUAAAUAUAUAGAUGAAUAUAUAGAAAUAUAUUUAAUUAGUCAUAGCCUAUGUUCUUCUUGUGUGGUUUAUUGAGAGUUUCCUACGUGUAGUUUGUUUGCACAGCCUAGUCAACCCAUAUUUAGAGAUGUCUCUUGUGCCUCGAGGCUUUUGUGUCUGUUCAGAAUUUCGGCACUGUGCUCCAAGAAAAAUGAAAAUGUUUUCUCUGUGGUUGAUCAUAAUUUUUUAGCUGUUUUCAAAGCCAUCUAACGGGAAAAUGAAAGGACAAAAAAAAUCUGAAUAAUUUCUAAAAAAUUAGAAUUAAAAAGUAUAAAAGUGAGAGGAGCCGGUGGCCAGGUUGAGCGGUGGCGACGAUUCCUCUGGCAAAGCUACUGUUCGCCCAUCUCCGUGCCUGAGAACCUCAAACAAAAAUGGCUGCUCCACCUCUUGAGAAUUUUCUUUGGGUUCAGAAUCAUCACGGGCGGGGAGAGGAUCGCAGCUUUUCAGAAUGUAGAUGUUUCCUCAACCCUGCAAUGCAGCGGCACAGUGCCAAAGGAACCUCCCCGCUGCUGCUCAUCCACCGCUUGCAAAUCUCAGUUAAAGCAUGAAAAUGAAUCGGAAAAAAUAGAUAUAGGAUUGUUUAGUGUUUGAGUGUGGAAUGCUGCUGCUUUUUUUUUGUCAAAUUGAAACCUUUUCAAAAUCGAGGAGGAACUGUGUAGCCACGUUUCUAAGGGGGACUGACUAAAGGGGACAUGUAAUACAAAUGAGGUGUGAGUGGGCAGUUGUGUUCACUGAAAUGCCAUCUGUCGGUGUGCGCAUGUGUAUACAGUAUGUAAGUGUGUGUGUGUGUGUGUGUGUGUGUUUCGUCACUGUCUUCAGAGAGAAAUUUUUGGGGUGGUAGAGGGUGGGUGGUUUAAAAAAAAAAGAUGUAAGGCUAAGUUUCUGUUCUUUUGUUUACUAGUAAAAUGCAAAAAAAAAAAGUCCACUUGACAAAGACUUCAUGUAUUAACCUAAGCAUUAAUGUCUGUCUACGGGAGUCUCGUGUUUCUUCCUUUUUUCCAUCCAUG